This is a messenger RNA of Beta vulgaris subsp. vulgaris (sugar beet), 1433 nucleotides long. RefSeq names its product probable prolyl 4-hydroxylase 6. Gene Ontology annotation, molecular function: iron ion binding; procollagen-proline 4-dioxygenase activity; L-ascorbic acid binding. The record is from RefSeq and is a predicted model, not a curated record. The transcript is spliced from 8 exons. NCBI's taxonomy places the organism in Eukaryota, Viridiplantae, Streptophyta, Magnoliopsida, Caryophyllales, Amaranthaceae. Gene Ontology annotation, biological process: peptidyl-proline hydroxylation to 4-hydroxy-L-proline. The coding region runs from base 222 to 1169 and encodes 315 amino acids. Gene Ontology annotation, cellular component: endoplasmic reticulum.
AAAUUAAAUUCUGUGGGUGUCCUUUUGUCUGUUUCUCUCACAAUUCCACUCUUUCCUUCAAUUCCAUUCACUCAAAUUUCAAUCCAGUGGGAUCCUCAAUAACGUGCAAUAAAUCCACACACAAUCACACAUCACCAUCUUUCUCCCUUACAACAAACUACGCACAUAACACAUUACACAUUAUCAUCAAUUCUUCAUUUGGGGAAGAAGAAAAAAAUUUGAUGAUGGAAUUUCGCAUUUUUCUCACAUUUUCUCUCUCCUCUUUACUCUUGCUCUUCCCUAACCCUUCCCAUGGCGGAUGGCUCGGCAACAAGCGUCGAGAAUCCGUGCUUAGAUUGAAGAGUGAGACUGUUACUUCUUCUUUCGGAGUUGAUCCUACUCGUGUUACUCAGCUCUCAUGGCAUCCAAGGGCGUUUUUGUACAAGGGAUUUUUGAGCGAAGAAGAAUGUGAUCAUCUUAUUAAAUUGGCUAAGGAUAAAUUGGAGAAGUCAAUGGUGGCUGAUAAUGAUUCUGGUGAGAGUAUACCCAGUGAAGUUCGGACUAGUUCUGGCAUGUUUCUUAAGAAGAGUCAGGACGACGUGGUCGCUAGGAUUGAGGGAAGAAUUGCUGCCUGGAGUUUCCUUCCACCAGAAAAUGGUGAGGCUAUGCAAGUUCUUCGAUAUGAGCUUGGUCAAAAGUAUGAACCCCAUUUUGAUUACUUCCAUGAUAAGGUGAAUCAGCAGCUUGGUGGUCACCGGAUUGCCACUGUUCUCAUGUAUUUGUCGAAUGUUGAAAAGGGCGGAGAAACUAUCUUCCCAAAUUCAGAGGGAAAACUGCAGCAACCAAAAAAUGACAGCUGGUCUGAUUGUGCUAAAGGUGGCUAUGCAGUGAGACCCUAUAAGGGUGAUGCGUUGUUGUUUUUCAGUCUUCAUCCUGAUGCAACUACUGAUUCACUGAGCUUGCAUGGUAGCUGCCCUGUCAUUGAAGGUGAGAAGUGGUCUGCAACAAAAUGGAUUCAUGUACGAUCUUUUGAUAGAUCCAUGGUAGAUACAUCUUCUGGAGGGUGCGUAGAUGAAAAUGUGAACUGCUCUCAGUGGGCACGAGCAGGCGAGUGUAAAAAGAAUCCUUCGUAUAUGGUAGGCGACGAAACAUCAAAGGGACAUUGCCGAAAGAGUUGCAAGGUUUGCUGAGCGUAUGUACAUCAGUCAUUCCCUAUGCAUGGAUUAGUUCUCGGCUUCCUUUUUCCCCCUUUUUCUUUUGGGUAGGGAUGGGGAGGCUUUGAAAAGGUUGGAUAUCAGUUUUGUUUAACUGUGGGUCAUCUAACACUGAGAUAGUUGUAGAUAAUGUUGUGUGAUUGUGAUAUUAGAAAGAAAGGAACUACAAGUCUACAACCUUGGAUUGUUCUUUCUCCCUUUCUCCCAUAUUAGUUCUAUCUUUUAACUGUACUUCUAAUA